Molecule: messenger RNA, 1456 nt
Organism: Triticum aestivum (bread wheat)
Lineage: Eukaryota; Viridiplantae; Streptophyta; Magnoliopsida; Poales; Poaceae
Product: putative cytochrome c biosynthesis ccmC-like mitochondrial protein
Exons: 1
Coding region: 216-938 (240 amino acids)
Biological process (GO): cytochrome complex assembly; heme transport
Cellular component (GO): plasma membrane
Molecular function (GO): heme binding; heme transmembrane transporter activity
Source: RefSeq, a predicted model, not a curated record
UAGGGGUAAGAGGGGACGAGCCCGUAUAGAAAGUCAAUCCUUCUUUUUCCGAUAUGCCGCUCCGCAAGCAAGGAGUGCCACGCACGAGCGGAGCGAAAACUAAGCAAGGGGAAUUCCGUCAUUCCAUGGAAAGCAUGCGAAAUCCUUUGAUUGUUUAUAGAAUCAAAAUAACUAUAUAGUCUUUCUUGUUCCACUUGCAAGGCAAGGAAAAUAAAAUGUCAGUUUCGUUAUUACAACCUUAUUUUUUUAUGUCAAAGACAAAAAGCUACGCGCAAAUUCUCAUUGGAUCUCGGUUGUUCUUAACAGCGAUGGCUAUUCAUUUAAGUCUUCGGGUAGCACCACCAGAUCUUCAACAAGGUGGAAAUUCUCGUAUUUCGUAUGUACAUGUUCCUGCGGCUCGGAUGAGUAUAGUUAUUUAUAUCACGACAGCUAUAAACAGUUCCUUGUUCCCAUUAACAAAACAUCCCCUUUUUCUUCGCUCUUCCGGAACCGGUACAGAAAUUGGUGCUUUUUCUACUUUGUUUACGUUAGUGACUGGGGGGUUUCGGGGAAGGCCUAUGUGGGGUACCUUUCGGGUGUGGGAUGCUCGUUUAACUUCUGUAUUCAUCUUGUUCCUUAUUUACCUGGGUGCACUGCGUUUUCAAAAGCUUCCUGUCGAACCGGCUCCUAUUUCAAUCCGUGCUGGACCGAUCGAUAUACCAAUAAUAAAGUCUCCAGUCAACUGGUGGAAUACAUCGCAUCAACCUGGGAGCAUUAGCCGAUCUGGUACAUCAAUACAUGUUCCUAUGCCCAUUCCAAUCUUGUCUAACUUUGCUAACUUCCCCUUCUCUACCCGUAUCUUGUUCGUUCUAGAAACACGUCUUCCUAUUCCAUCUUUUCCCGAAUCUCCCUUAACGGAAGAAAUAGAAGCUCGAGAAGGAAUACCACUAAAAACCUAGUUCGCUCUCAAAUAAAAACCUAGUUCACUCGCUAAAGCAUCCAUGGCUGAAUGGUGAAAGCGCCCACCAACCUAGAAAGGCAAAAUGGGUCAAAAAGUAGGUUCGAUUCCUGCCGGAUGCACUGCCUCUUAAAGACAGAAACAGAGGAGGGAAAGAAGGUAGUAUAGGGAACUUGCUUUUGGAUUCUUAUCGAAAGUGAAUCCCUCUAACACUUCUGUUAGUGUUUUAUGAGAAAAUCUUUUAUAGACACAACAAGUGUGAAAAUCCUUAGUCACUAGGCAAGAAAGCUCGAUGGGAACAAAAAGGAUACAAUUAGUUCAUAAUCAAAAAAAUGUACAAUUUCAAAGGAAAGAAGGAAUGGCAAGUUUCCCUCCAUUGAACAUCAAUCAAUCUAGAAAUAGGUAAAGGAAGGCGUAUCACAGGGGUAUUUUGCUUUUUUCUAUUCACUUCCGUGGGGUUCUAAAUUGAAAACAUGAACACAAACGAAAUCGUAUUGAAAUUACAUAAAAAAAGAAAAG